GUCGCUGUUGUUCCCUGAAAAGCCCCUCAAGUUCCGCAUCGCUGCCGUGUGAAAGGCUGUAAACAUGGCGUCGGCUCUCUUUAGUCGCCUCGUCCGCCUGUCAGCACGCGCCUCGCCACUGGGCCCCUCCAGUACGCCGGGAAGGACCGUGACUCCUUACCGGUCAGCCGUGUCCUCCUCCUCCGGGGCAAUUCUGCCUAAACCCAAGAAGACCCCGUUCGGCCUCAUGCGGAUCGCUCUGGUAGUGGUGCCCUUCUUAUAUGUGGGGACUCAGAUCAGCAAGAACUUUGCAGCUUUGCUCGAGGAGCACGACAUCUUUGUGCCGGAGGACGAUGACGAUGACGACUGAAGGGCCCCGGACGAGCCGAGGGCUUCCUGUUCUCAGAUUGUCCUGCUUCUCCACUGGAAAGUGUUGAUGAACACCUGAGCAGAUCCAGGCCUUCCCAGGAUUCCUGCUGCUGCAGUGUCCAACCCCUCCGUCUGCACCGGAUUCAGGGUUUCUGAUCUCCACGGGACGCGGGCUGUCACGACUUGUUUCUACUGCACUGUAUUUGCAUGCAAUACUUUGGUCUGAAUAAAGGGGAAACACUUGUAA
Messenger RNA from Oryzias latipes (Japanese medaka), 595 nucleotides. It is a transcript of the gene smdt1a, whose product is annotated as single-pass membrane protein with aspartate-rich tail 1a. NCBI's taxonomy places the organism in Eukaryota, Metazoa, Chordata, Actinopteri, Beloniformes, Adrianichthyidae. Gene Ontology annotation, biological process: calcium import into the mitochondrion; mitochondrial calcium ion homeostasis. Gene Ontology annotation, cellular component: uniplex complex. The record is from RefSeq and is a predicted model, not a curated record.